Molecule: messenger RNA, 833 nt
Organism: Drosophila grimshawi
Lineage: Eukaryota; Metazoa; Arthropoda; Insecta; Diptera; Drosophilidae
Gene: Arfrp1
Product: ADP-ribosylation factor-related protein 1
Exons: 3
Coding region: 67-669 (200 amino acids)
Biological process (GO): protein localization to organelle; intracellular protein transport; Golgi to plasma membrane protein transport
Cellular component (GO): Golgi apparatus
Molecular function (GO): GTPase activity; GTP binding
Source: RefSeq, a predicted model, not a curated record
CUGUUUGUUGAUUGUAAUGCAUUAGCAUUUUGUUUAUUGUUUGUAUAGCCGGGAUAUAUAAUCACAAUGUACACAUUACUGCACGGCUUCUACAAAUAUCUCACACAAAAAGAUGAUUUUUGUGUCGUCAUACUGGGCCUCGACAAUGCGGGCAAAACGACGUAUCUGGAGGCGGCCAAGACCAAAUUCACAAAGAACUAUAAGGGUCUGAACCCCGCAAAAAUUACAACGACAGUGGGUCUUAACAUUGGCACCAUCGACGUGCAGGGCGUGCGUCUGAAUUUCUGGGAUUUGGGUGGCCAACAGGAGCUGCAAUCCCUGUGGGACAAAUACUAUCAGGAGUCGCAUGGCGUCAUCUAUGUGAUAGACUCGAAUGAUCGUGAACGCAUGGAUGAGUCCAAACUCAUAUUUGAUAAAAUGAUUAAAAAUGAACUGUUGUCGGGGGUGCCGCUGCUGAUACUGGCCAACAAACAGGAUCUGCCCGAUGUGAUGGGCGUGCGCGAAAUUAAACCGGUGUUCCAACAGGCUGGCGCCCUCAUCGGACGGCGCGAUUGCCUCACAAUACCAGUCUCGGCGUUAACUGGUGAAGGUGUCGACGAAGGAAUCAAAUGGCUGGUGGAGGCCAUUAAGCGGCAUUCUUUGGUUCGCCCGCCCCGUGAAAACGAUUGAGGAGCUGCACACAAAGGAUGCAAUGCUGAAUGAAUGCUACGAAAGAUUCCAGAAUAUAACAUAGAACAUAGUGAGAACCUUGUAGAGUAGUGGCUUCCUGACAUUAGGUAGGCCAUAGUGUUAAGCAUGUAUUAAAUACAUAAAACACACACUUUUUUAAUGAA